AUGGAGAGGGAGGGUCAGUGUUUCUGUUCCACAUUUCACACAGCUGACAGCAGACCUUCAUCCCGUCCUUCCUCAGCUCGAAGCCGGAGGGCAUCAGUAUCGUCUACCAUCACUAUGGGAGGCAGCAAUGUAAAAAGUGUGAAGCUGGCUGAGCCCAAGUCUAUUCAGGACUGGCACCAUACAAGUUUAAAGGGCUGCUUCUUUCUUGAGGAGGAUGGUGGGAUCAUGAGUCUUCAAUACAGGCUGCACAUCCCUCAGACUUCCACUGUGUAUCUCACCAUUAAGCCCCUGAAUCUCCGCCAAGCAGAAGAUAAGACUUCCUCCUGGAUGUCGGUUAACACAGCACUUUACAUUCUGCGUGAAAAUGAAAGACCAGAAGACUCAGACCUCGUGUGCUUUACAGAGUUAAGGAACAAAGAGAAGUUUGGAUGGAAAGGAGAGCUCAGUUCUGGAGUUUAUUACCUAAUACCGUUUACCACUGGCUGCAGAUUAAAGAGGAAGAGGAAGAUUAUUAAUAAGCAAGCCCAGCUGGUAUAUAGGGGUGACAAUGGAGAACUGGCACUUACUAAGGAGUUCAGAUCAGCUCUCUCAGAUAUUUUUGAAGUAAUAGAUUUGGAUGGGAAUGGCCUCCUAAGCCUGGAAGAGUACAAUUUCUUUGAACAAAGGACAAGUGGAGAGAAAUGCGAUGAAGAAGCUUGGGCUGUGUGUACAGAAAAUUUUGAUACGAAGAAGAACGAGCUGACAAGACACGGAUUCAUGGAGCUCAACUUGAUGGAAGCAAACGACCGGGAAGGGGAUCCCCGAGACCUCUGGGUCACUCUGGAGUCAAUGGGGUACAACAGGGCUCUUGAAAUGGUGGAGGCUUGCCGUUUUGUGGUCGAUGUCUACUGUGAGGAAUGCAAGCCCAAGAUGAAAGCUGUUAGUCUUGAGUCAAGCAGCAAGGCCCUCAGCACAGCCGUGAACAAAUCAGUGAUCAACAAGGGGGAGGCCAAGGUGAUGAAGGGGAACGACAACGUGAUCAUCUACACUUACAAGAGUGACGCCAGAAUCACAGCAGUCAUUGCAAAUAAGUCCAAUAACAAAGUGACUGUCCAUGUAAACAACAAGCAGAGUAAGAACUGUGUCAGCAGCAGAGGCAUCACUGUGUUUCCUGUAGAAGUGCCCCCAAGAACUAACAUGGUCUGUCAACAUGUCAUGCCUGUUAAUGAAAGGCAAGAAUGGACUUACAACUGUGUGGAAAGCCUUAUGCCUUAAACUACUCCAGCAUUUGUUCUAAAUUCAUAUAUAUAUAUAUUACACACACACAUUGAGUAGAGAGUUUUAACAUGACAUAAUGGAAACACUAAACAAUAGUUACAUAAGAAUUAGAUGUGUAUGUACUACUGGUAUAUCGCAUUGUAUAUUACCAUUCAAGGACCAAAAUUCAGCAUCAGCAAAAACUAUUCAUACAGUUCAUUGCUUAUAGCAUUAACUGUGUCAAGCACAAAGCCACUUUUUAUUCCAUCGUACUCCAAAACUCCCACUGCCAGCAAACUAGCAGGGAGGUUCGUUUCCACCCAACAUGUUUCUUACUGUUUUGUGUGAUGUUUGUUUUUUUGCACGGUGGAGUAAACAGUUGUGAUAAAUAGCAUCCGAGGAGAUGUAGGAUGAUUUUUUGGAGGUAACGUUAUAUAUACUUACCACAGUGUUGAUGGAGUGCCUUUUUAUCUGUUAUGAUGUAAGCCUUAAAACAAAAAAACUUGAUGAUCAGGUGAUUUGAAAUUAUGAAAACAUAAAUGAAAAAGAUGUAAUUUUGAUGCGUUUGUGUGUGUGUGUGUAUUUUUUUAAUUUUUUUUAUUUACUAUUAAUCAUGCUGUGUGUUUUAUACUGCUCAAGUGCAAAAGUGUUCAUGGACAGAUGAUGAAAUUAGGAGUAGCACUAGGAUACCAUAUGCAGCAAAUAUGACAUGUUGCCACAAGUGGGUAUAGGGGAGCCACUAAUACAACACAUGUCUAGGAGAGGUGCAUUUGUGACGCCCUUUAUACCUGGAAUGCCAGAUCUACACUUCCUAUGGUGCCCUAAUACUUCAAACCAAAUUGCACUGUCCUGCCAUGAAUAUUUUAAUACUACUGUUUGCUGAUCUGCCAUAUGUUUUAAUAUAUAAUCACUUGUAUUGUUUUUUUUUUUAUCACCAAUAGCUUCUUUUGGUGGGGUUACAGUAGUAUUGCUGUAUUUGUUUAUUUAAUUUUUUUAGCCAUUACAUAAAAUAAAUGCAUCAUGUAAAAUGUGUAUAUCCUAUGUUUUUAAAAAUGUUUGUAUUAAAAUCUGUA
Molecule: messenger RNA, 2309 nt
Organism: Acipenser ruthenus (sterlet)
Lineage: Eukaryota; Metazoa; Chordata; Actinopteri; Acipenseriformes; Acipenseridae
Product: EF-hand calcium-binding domain-containing protein 7-like
Exons: 10
Coding region: 1-1254 (417 amino acids)
Source: RefSeq, a predicted model, not a curated record